CAACGACGAUCAUCAGACUUCCUCCCUCUCUUUUCUCCUUGGUUUCCUCCUUGAAGCUGCGGCCUCCUAUUAUUGUGCUCGCUGGAAAAUAGAGGCCGGAGAAGCCCUUGGAGCUCAGAUGGAGUUGCUAGCGCCAGAUCAAAUAUCCGAGGAAGAAACGAAGAUGGAAGCAGAAUGGCAGUCCUAUUCUCGCUAUUGGCCUCCUCCAUACCCUCCUGGAGUCAGGUUUACACCCACAGAUGAAGAGCUAGUAAAGUACUAUCUCACCCCUAAGGUCCGUCGUCAAAAGCUUCCAUACGAUUCUUUCGUUGAAGAUGAUUUAUAUCAGUACCAUCCUCAGGAACUUGCAGAAAAGUACAAUGCAAGUAUGGAGGAGGAGGGCAAUUGGUAUAUUUUCACUCAAAGAAUUCGUAAAUAUGCCAAUGGAGGUAGACCAAAUCGCUCUGCAGGACUGGGGUACUGGAAGGCCACCAGUUCGGAUCAGAAAAUUCUAGAUCGUGAGGGCAAGAAGAUCGGCUACAAGAAAUCUCUUGUAUAUCAUGAGGGGAAACAACCAUAUGGAGAGAAAACAGGAUGGGUCAUGCAGGAAUAUAAGAUAGAUGAAUCUCAGAAACCUAUCAAAGCCAAAUCCAUGGUGGUGAGCUAGCUUACUUUUUAAUCUAUUUUUUAUUUUCUUUACUUUUUUUUAUUAUGCAGUCAUUUUAUUUCUUCUGAAAAUAUUUGAAAGCAACUCAUUUAGCUCUCCAAGUACAAAAAAUACCUUCAUACUCCAUGCUGGUGUGCUAACAAUGAUAAUCAUUUAGAUACUUCUUUAUUGAAAUUAUCACAAUAUUCUAUGCGCUCAUGACAUCCUUAUUUAUGUUUGAGUAUUACAGAAUUUGCUCCUAUUUUAUGUAAUUUGCUUGAUGUAAACUUUGGUUUAAAAAA
Messenger RNA from Elaeis guineensis (African oil palm), 927 nucleotides. The record is from RefSeq and is a predicted model, not a curated record. Lineage: Eukaryota; Viridiplantae; Streptophyta; Magnoliopsida; Arecales; Arecaceae.